Messenger RNA from Nannospalax galili (Upper Galilee mountains blind mole rat), 859 nucleotides. RefSeq names its product complement factor D (gene Cfd). NCBI's taxonomy places the organism in Eukaryota, Metazoa, Chordata, Mammalia, Rodentia, Spalacidae. The coding region runs from base 37 to 813 and encodes 258 amino acids. The transcript has 5 exons. The record is from RefSeq and is a predicted model, not a curated record. Gene Ontology annotation, biological process: proteolysis. Gene Ontology annotation, molecular function: serine-type endopeptidase activity.
CCGCCUGGGUCAGUGUCAGGAUCAGGCAGCUUCAAAAUGUGCAGCUCCGUGUGCCUGGCGGCUCUGGUCGUCCUGGGGGCGGCUGUGUGUGCAGCACAGCCUCGAGGCCGGAUCCUGGGUGGGCAGGAGGCCAAGCCCCAUGAGUGGCCCUACAUGGCUUCGGUGCAGGUGAACGGCACACACGUGUGCGGCGGGGUGCUGGUCACCCAGAGCUGGGUGCUAAGCGCUGCACACUGCCUGGACGGAGUGUCGGAGAACGAGACGCUGCAGGUACUCCUGGGUGCACACUCCCUGUCGCAGCCCGAGCCCUCCAAACGCCUGUACGACGUGCUGCGCGCAGUGCCCCACCCGGACAGCAGGCCCCACGGCCUUGAGCAUGACCUGCUGCUGCUGCAGCUUUCCCAGAAUGCCUCGCUGGGUCCUGCUGUGCAACCCCUGCCUUUGCAGCACCAGGACCACGACCUGGCUCCCGGCACGCUCUGUGACGUGGCCGGCUGGGGCGUGGUCAGCCAUGCGGGCCGGAAGCCCGAUCGUCUGCAGCACCUGCGCCUACCAAUCUUGGACCGCGACACCUGCAACCGGCGCAUCUACCACGAUGGCGCCAUCACCCAGCGCAUGAUGUGUGCAGAGAGCAACCGCAGGGACAGCUGCAGGGGAGACUCCGGAGGCCCGCUAGUGUGCGGGGGCGUGGUCGAGGGCGUAGUCGCCUGGGGCUCCCGUGUCUGUGGCAACCGCAAGAAGCCGGGCGUCUACACGCGCGUGGCGUCCUAUGUGUCUUGGUUGAACAGAGUCCUGGAGAAUGCUACGGCCUGAUGGGACGGCGGGCUGGAGACGCCGUACAAUAAAUGCAUGCACCCGC